CCAAGUUACCAUCGACCUGUAGCCUGUGUGCCUAGUUACCAUCGACCUGUAGCCUGUGUGCCAAGUUACCAUCGACCUGUAGCCUGUGUGCCAAGUUACCAUCGACCUGUAGCCUGUGUGCCAAGUUACCAUCGACCUGUAGCCUGUGUGCCAAAUUACCAUCGACCUGUAGCCUGUGUGCCAAAUUACCAUCGACCUGUAGCCUGUAUGCCAAGUUACCAUCGACCGUGUAGACUACUGCAGGAUAACUCAGCUACACUGGAUGUGAACCCUGUGUUGUGAACCCUAUACCGUGAAUCCUGUGCUGUGAACCCUAUACCGUGAACACUGUGCCGUGAACCCUAUACCGUGAAUCCUGUGCUGUGAACCCUAUACCGUGAACCCUGUGCUGUGAACCCUAUACCGUGAACCCCGGGGAGAUCGAAGCCAAUUCACUGAAAAUAUCGAGAUGAUGAACAUCAAAAUGUAAUGUAUGUACGGCAAAAAGAGAACACUGUCAGGAAACCACCCGCACUAAAAAUGAAGAUUAAUUCAUUUUUCUUGGCUUUUAUUUGUGUAGGACACUUCGAGCUGGCUAAUGGACGGUGUGAAAUGGCGAGACUAGACUUGGUUCUGAUCGUUGAUUCGUCUGCUAGUGUCACCUCGAAAAACUUCAAAACUGUCAAGGACUUUCUGGCUAAGCUGCUGGAGCAACUUCCCGUGAACUCUGACCUCAUUAGGGUGGCCAUUGUCCGGUACUCUAACGAUGUGCUGGUCAUCUCCCACUUGAAUGAGAGCAUGGGGAAAACAGAGAAAAUCAGGACAUUGUUGCAGACUAGCUACAGCCCCGAUAUGACCAACACUCACCUGGCCCUGCGCGAGACCACGGAUGUUGUUUUAACUGAAGCUCACGGAGACCGCUCGGAUGUGCUGGACUUUGUCCUAGUUCUCACCGACGGCGAGUCGACAGAUCGAGAAGCGACGCUGCGAGAGGUGGACAGGAUGAAGAUGAGGCCAGCCAUAAUUAUGUCAUCUAUCGGUGUGGGGAAGAAAGUCAAGGAAGAAGAACUCUUGUACAUCGCCUCCAGCCCAGAGCUCAAAUUUGAGGUGCAGACUUUCUCAACGUUAACCACCAUCCUUCAGCAUCUGACCAAUACAACUUGCCAAGUCUGGGCGGACAACCAACAAGUAAACAAAACAUCCGGCACAGUUCAACUUCAGCUUCAGCCGUCGGUCACUCAAAGUCUUCAGCCGUCGGUCACUCAAAGUCUUCAGCCGUCGGUCACUCAAAGUCUUCAGCCGUCGGUCACUCAAAGUCUUCAGCCGUCGGUCACUCAAAGUCUUCAGCCGUCGGUCACUCAAAGUCUUCAGCCGUCGGUCACUCAAAGUCUUCAGCCGUCGGUCACUCAAAGUCUUCAGCCGUCGGUCACUCAAAGUCUUCAGCCGUCGAUCACUCAAAGUCUUCAGCCGUCGGUCACUCAAAGUCUUCAGCCGUCGGUCACUCAAAGUCUUCAGCCGUCGGUCACUCAAAGUCUUCAGUUACAGCCGCUGAUGGCUCCAACUAAAUCUACCAGUAGUUUUCUAACGCACUUGACAACAAACGCCAUUCUAAAAAUAGAUUCUAUGUUUAGGCCAAGCGAUCAUGUGACGUCGCUUCCUUUGUUUACAUUCCCCCUGACCCCAUUUCUCAAGACGAGCAUGGAGGGUUGUGCUACCCGCUACUCGGCUCAUCUAGAGGAAAGUACAAGCCUUGAGUCUGAGGAAAGUACAAGCCGUGAGUCUGAGGAAAGUACAAGCCGUGAGUCUGAGGAAAGUACAAGCCGUGAGUCUGAGGAAAGUACAAGCCGUGAGUCUGAGGAAAGUACAAGCCUUGAGUCUGCAGUUGAAAGGACCUGGGUGGAGAAUAUUCAAACGACCCCAGCCUUGACCUCCACACAAGAGGCAAGGUUACACUGGUUCAGUGCCCUAGUGGUGGUCAAUGCUUCUACACCACGACUACAAGACCAACAAAACGCAGUGACCAUCGACCAAAAAAACGCAGCGACCUUCGACCAUGCAAAGAGUCUACACGACGUUUUGUCUCCAAAAAUGAAACCUCUAAAGACGUCAGAUAUAUCAUAUGACAGCUCUCUCCUGGAUCUAAAGACGUCAGAUAUAUCAUAUGACAGCUCUCUCCUGGAUCUAAAGACGUCAGAUAUAUCAUAUGACAGCUCUCUGUUCCAUCUAAAGACGUCAGAUAUAUCACAUAACAACUCUCUCCUGGAUCUAAAGACGUCAGAUAUAUCAUAUGACAGCUCUCUGUUCCAUCUGAAGACGUCAGAUAUAUCAUAUGACAGCUCUCUGUUCCAUCUGAAGACGUCAGAUAUAUCAUAUGACAGCUCUCUGCUCCAUCUGAAGAUGUCAGAGAUCUACAACAGCUCUCUGCCACAUAAAGACCGCAACAUUUCCUCUCUGCCUGAACAAACCAUUCGAACAGGCGGGGAGUUUUCUAUCUAUAGGCUGGGCCCUUACUUGGGGGGCGGGCUGGGUUUUAUACUGCUCGUCAUGAUCCUGAGUGUCGUCCUGAGCGUCAUCACCGGAAGUAACGCUAGGCGGGGUCAGAGGUCAGCAGAGCCAGAGAUAUUGACUUGAUAUUCGGCAUCAGAUCGCUACAAAUUAUUGCAUAGUCCCGUCUUUUGAUACAUUUAUUUUGUAUAAUAAUCUUUUGUUGCAAUCCUUGUUAAUAUGGAUGUAUAUUUUGAUCUGUUGUUAACGAAAAUGUGUAGAUAGCUUCAUAUUUAUUUCUAUUAAAUAUUAAGAUUUAAAAAUGUGAAUCUACUGAGUGUUACGCGUUUUAGUACAAAAUGUGUACAAUCUCGAAUACUUGUACUGACUAGAUCUAGGACCAAAAAGUUUUUACUAGAUCUAGGGCAAAAAAAGUAUAGACUAGAUCAGUGGCGUCGCUAGGCCGGGUGUUACCCGGUGC
Molecule: messenger RNA, 2944 nt
Organism: Physella acuta
Lineage: Eukaryota; Metazoa; Mollusca; Gastropoda; Physidae
Source: RefSeq, a predicted model, not a curated record